ACACAACCACAGGAAGAUCCUAUAAAUGUUUUAGCAGGAUCCAUUCUAGGGCUCUGCGGAACCCAUUAUACAACCAUGGCUUGUUCAACAUUGGCCCCUGAUUGGAUUUGGUGGGAUAGCUGUACACAUUUCAUUGCUGUACGAGUUCUUGAAUAUCUUAUCUAUCCCAAUGUCAACAAUCGCGUCAGCUUGUACUAUAUACAAGAAUUACUCCAGUAUUUGGAUAAUUGUAUCAUUGAAAACCACGACUAUUAUAAUAAGGAUCCAUCUAACUGUUGUAUGUAUCAUGAUAAUCCUACAACAAAUAUUUCUGUAAUGGAUUUUGUUUCGGACAACGUUAAAAGGCUGGGAUUAGGAUUCAAGUCUUCCCGUUACACACUUUCCGUUUCCUAUCAAACAUCCCAACCUUUACAUCCUCUACAACGCUUUGUCAAACAACUACUGCAAUACAUUCCCAGCCAACACCGGUUUGUAUUUCUUCGUAGUGGAUUAGAAUACUCAGGAUUUUUACCAGACGUACUGAAAUUUUUGCUGCCUCAUCUUUUGUUGUUCACUCUAACACAUUUACCUGAAAACAAUGAAGAAAUCGCUAUUCGAAUAGGGAAAACGGUCGUUCAUAUUCUUGAUUUAGCCACCAUGCACUCAGAAUCGUCAACCACCUCAAUUGGAAUGCCUGACGAAACGUUUAUACUAUUCGACCCCACCACUACAUGUCAAAUACUUUUCUCGGCGAUUGAUAACCUAGCGCAAUUGGUACACGUCUAUAGUAAAAUAGAUGUUGAGACUCAUUCCAAUUUGGAAACGCAAAGUUUUGAAAAUCCCCAGCUACGUCAAUCUAUGUCAUUAUCUUUACCCGCACAUGCAUGGUUAUAUCUUCAGCUGGUGUUACGCGUUUGUCGUGGUAGUAAUGCUGCAGUAGCGGCGUGCAAAAUAGGAGCUUUUUCAAGGUGUUUGUUUUAUUUAGAAUCGACUCUGUUUUCUAAGGGCGUCACUUCCAGUGUGGUUGAUUCAAUGAUGAACUUGCCAAAAGAAUUAGACAAUUACACAUCAACGUUUGUUCCUAUAUUUAUCGACGCUUUUCGUGGCCUGCAGGAUUGGGAAAACAUUCGAGGUUGCUUAGAAGCUGUAACCAUUUCCAAAGACAAGGAUAUUUUUAUAGACCGAUUAGCACUUACUUUAGAAUCGCAAAAUGAACCUAUGGUUAUAGCAUGGGAGUAUACACGUUUGUCAAGGAUGAAUCACGUCAAAUCGGAUGAUUUUCGAUCAAAAGCUUUACAUUCCUUUUUAGAUGCUCGUGAUAUCAACACUUUUCUAUUAGAGUACGAAAAAUCGAGUGGAGCUGUGAAGGCUGCUUGUCUUCCUUUGUUUAUGAAAUCUCUGUGGAAGCAAGGAUUAUGGACUGUUUUAGAAUAUCUUUAUGUAAAAUAUAGUGAUACCAUUCGAAUAUCAACUUGUUCAGCCAGUUCAAAUGAACUUUUGAUAAAGGAUGCGACUGGCGAACGCACAACAUUUCAUCAAGCUUCAAAUUAUCCGUGUAUCGAGUAUGAUAUACCCCCAUCUAUUAUUGAAUUACCUUCACCUGGCGAAAUCGAUUUAGCCGCUUCGACAUGGUCAAUGCAAGAUAGAUUAGAUUUUUUGAUUGCUGGCGUUUUAUCCGCUGUACAUCAAAAAAAUUUUUCUUUAACUCAUAACCGGCUUGAACGGUUUUCUAAAAUCGCAGCCGCGUCUUUAGCCACCACAACCAGAGAAACUUACUUUCGAUCGCACCUUACGUUGUUACCUUUACAAUUAUCAACGGAUUUAAAGCAAUUGAUUCAAAUUACCCAAGAAAAAAACAUGUCGGAAGAGCUUCUUAUGGAACGUGUUAAAGUGGUGGUGAAUUCAUCACCACCGUUGAUUGAGGUUUUAGAUACAAUGAAAGUCGCCUUAGAAGAACUUAAUUGUUUACGCACCGCUGCUAUGGUUUCCAUCCGACUAAGCAAAGUUUUGCGUAAAACAAUUCUUUACCCCCCACAUGCGUCCCGUUUCAACCCAGUCACGCUCUGUGGAAAACAUCAAUUAACGGAUUACUUGAGAUUCUUUGAUACUGCCUCUAACGAUGAUAUGCUUAUGAGAGCUUUACGAACCGAAUUAUCUAAAUGUGUACCAUCUAGUAUGCGACUUAGCCUUUUGGAGCCAUUAACAACAGUCGAUGAUAAAAUAGCAGUCCGCUAUGCGAAACUUAGUGUUUCAACGACACAUCUAUUGCCAGAAAAACUUCAAAUGUUACAAAAGGUUGUUGAACAUCAUCCUCAGUCUGAAAAAGCCCAUCGAUGCUUAGCGGAGUUACUAGACACCCAAAUUUAUGACUGGAGCUCACGAACAUUCAAAACAUGCCAGAAAACUGAGUACUCGGACAUGGAAUGUCCCCAAUCUGCAUUAGAUGACCUCCCGAAUUUCCCCAAAGGCUGGUCGAUGAUUUCCUUGGUGGAAUCUGCAAUAUACCACCAUCUGGAGGCAGCUGCAUGGUCCAAAUCAACGCAACGCGCACGAUUUCAUUUACUCAAAUUUCUGCAGCUUUUAGUGGAUAUAUUUUUUCGAGAAAAAACUGUAAAUAAAAACGAGGAUGUUCCAUCCGUUGGCACUGGAAACAAUAUGAAUCAUGCUACAGUACAAAAAAUUUUUAUACAAAAAAUUUUUACAUUAAUUAAAGAUCCUUUUGAUCGAAUCCCAAUUUCUUACUGGUAUCUUGAAGUAUCCCAGCUUGUGGCUCGUUGUCAACAUAAACAAUUGGGACCCAAAAUUUUUCAACCGUUGCUAGCACGAUUAUUACUACAUAUGCCUCAAAAAAUGGCUUGGCACCUAGGUCCCUGGUUUUGCUCAGAAAGAAGUGAGCGUCAUGUCACCGCAAACAACGUUCUAAAGGCGGCGAGGGAGUUGGAAGAUAAUGUGUCAAAUAGUCUUCUAGUUUUUUAUGUUGAAAGAACAGCAACAUUUAUUUCAUGCCUAGUAUCUUUAGCGAAUGCAACACUUACACCAGUAUCCCAGCAACAAGAAUCUCCGUCAAAAAAUAAAGUAAAAUUAUCCAAAGAACUACCCGAACUUUCCCGAAUUUUAUCAUCUGUGAUUGUAGCAAACGGUUCAACAAAUUCCAUACUCUUACCAUUACUUUCACAACUGGAUGCAUCGGGAAGCAAUGUCAAUUCGAAUUGUACAUUUGUACAUCAUAUAGAUGACACUAUGUUAAUCAUGCGGUCAAAACAACGUCCUAAAAAACUUCUUUUCAAAGGAAGCGAUGGUUUUGAUUACCCUUGGUUAGUGAAGAAAGAGUCCCGUGGGGAUCUAAGAAAAGAUGCACGUCUUAUGGAGGUCGCGGGAUAUGUCAAUGAGUGGAUGGAAAAAGUUGAAAAAAUCAAGGAAAAAAAUUUAAAGAUUCAGCGCUACUCUGUUAUACCGUUAAACGAAAUUACUGGUCUUAUAGAAUGGCUUCCACAUUUGGUAACACUACGGUGUGCUGUUCUUGAAUUAUUGGAGACUCAUCUAGGACAAGAUAAAUUUAUGAAUUUUAUGAAAAAAGUGAUCAGUCGUUACAAUCGACAUAAACACAACCCUUCCGCGUUGUUUACCGAUUUUCAAGAAACGUUAAAAAUUUUUAAACCCGUGUUACAAGAGUUUUUUUUUGAGCGUUACGGAAUCAAUGUUGCGGUCUGGUAUGAAUGUCGUAAAACGUACUGUGAGUCUUUGGCAAGCUGGAGCGUUCUUGGAUAUGUUUUUGGUUUAGGUGACCGCCACGGAGAAAACAUUUUAAUAAAUAUCAAAACUGGACAGAUAGUUCAUGUUGAUUUUGAUUGUUUAUUUGAGAAAGGAUUGAAACUGCCUGUUCCAGAAAUUGUUCCUUUUCGAUUAACGCAAAAUUUAAUAGCAGGAUUAGGUUUUGGUGGCUUAAAAGGCAGAUUCCUUUCAGCGUGUGUUGAUACUUUGAUUACCCUUAAAGAAUACCAAACAGACUUCCUUUCUCUACUUCAAAGUUUCGUGUUUGAUCCUUUAAUCGAGUGGACUCGUGUUGGUAAAAAUGGUUACAGUCAGCAAGAAGAAGAUUACGAAGGCGGUGGCCUUCGUGCUACUAAGUAUUUACAGGACGUGAAAGUUAAGCUUAUAGGAGGUCUCAACUGCCGGUCACAGAAACUAUUAAAACCUUCAUCAACACUUUGUACAGCCGGUUCUCAAAAGAGUCAACAAAAUUCCCAACUAAAAGUUGAGGAAAUUUAUAACUAUGUCACAACAUGGGUAGUCGAACCUAAUAUUACAGUGGAAACUCAAGUAAAAGAACUCAUGGAAGCUGCGUCAUGUCAGAAAAAUUUGUCGCUCAUGUAUUUAGGAUGGAUGCCUUGGGUAUAGAUAAAUUUUGUUAUUUAUUAUAAUUCAGAAACUAAAAAUCCAGAAAAAAGACGUGAUUCACUCUUCAUAAUAGGGUGUGUUCUUUUUUCUAAAACCUAUACAUGACGCUACGAUAGAAUAAAGAAAGUGAUAUACGUUAAUCUAUAACCUACAACAAAUUCUCUUAAAAAUAGUUCUUCAAAUGUAAUAUCAAGAAAUGAUUUGAAAUUUAUUAAAUCUUGUUGGACUGAAAACGCGUGUGUAUGACUCAAAGAAAAGAAUACAAACCGCCCGUCUUGAAAUCAAUAAGAAAAAAAUAACAGUCUGCUUAACGACAUUUAUUGUAUAAAUACCUGGUUUAAGAAAAUGUUGGCUUAACUUUGUUGCAAUGGAUGCUACAUGGCUUAUGCUAAAUUCUACUUCGUUACAACCAGGCGACAGUGCAACAAGAAUUGCGUCCACAGGUUGCUCAACCAAAUUUUUAGCUGAACUAUAAC
Molecule: messenger RNA, 4853 nt
Organism: Hylaeus volcanicus
Lineage: Eukaryota; Metazoa; Arthropoda; Insecta; Hymenoptera; Colletidae
Exons: 23
Coding region: 76-4377 (1433 amino acids)
Biological process (GO): telomere maintenance; protein phosphorylation; DNA damage checkpoint signaling
Cellular component (GO): nucleus
Molecular function (GO): protein binding; protein serine/threonine kinase activity
Source: RefSeq, a predicted model, not a curated record